AUGGUGGGAGUUCCUCGCAGUGGGGGCUGUCCCACCUGUCUGAGCCGCAAGGUGAAGUGCGAUGAGACCCGUCCUGGCUGCCAACGAUGUACCAAAAAGGGCCUGAAAUGCCCGGGGUAUACCCGCCCUCUCGACAUUCGCACUCAGAAGCCCCCGUUCGCCGCUCCACCUCGGGAUCGAAAACACCCCAAACCCGCUUCAUGGGUCAUUGCACGGAAGCCGACUACUCGGCCGCUACUACUGCCUCAGAUCACCAUUGACGAAGUCCUUGCGCCGAACCUAGCGUACGAAGCUCUUAGCAUGCAGACGAAAGAAUCGUUUCAGGGCUGGCUGAUGUACUACUUUCCUCGGGUUUACUUUUCCUUUAAAUCUCGCGUUGAUGUAGAUUGGAUGGACUUCCUGCGCGAUAUACCACCUGCCCAGUUUCCGCAGGCGCUCAUGUGGGCGAUCCGCGCUCUGAUCACGUUUCAAAUGGGGACUCUGCAGGGCAAUGAGAUGGCCAUCUAUUCCGCUCGUCACAUGUAUGGCCGCGGACUCUGCCAUCUCCGAGCGCUUCUACAAACUCCGGCGGCACUCUCAGACGAGUGUCUCGCCUCUUGCAUCCUGCUUGGUGGGUAUGAGAUUCUGGAUGGAAGCAGCGAACGCUCCUGGAUUUCUCACACGCAUGGGAUCCGGUAUAUUAUGAGUGCGCGUGGUGCGGCGGCGCAUAAGUCCGGGAUUGGCCGUACAUUAAUGCUUUCUUUUCGGCCCUUCUUGAUUUCUGAAGCUUUUGUCAUGGGCGAACAUUGCUUCCUGGGAGACGCUGAGUGGACAUCGUUGAGCAACCAUGCUCUUGAGGGAGAUGGUAAGAAAGGGAAAAAGAGUGCCUUGGGCAAGAUCCUGGACAAUGCGUUUGAUGAGUUCGCGAAAUGCCCAGGCUAUUACGCUGUCACACGGAACAUUCUGGCGUCACCGACUGACCCCGACAACGCAGUCAUGGAUCCCCUGCUAAGUGAUAUUGCACAUGCGAAGGAGCGUCUACGCCAACUUCGAGCUCAGCUGGAUAUUGACCAAAGUAUGAGAGAUUUGGAUUCCUUCAGUGGCUCCGUACCAGCCACGUACGUGGAUAGUACGGCACAGCUCAUUAGUGAUGGUAUCAAUUCCAUUCUGGCACUCUUGGGUCAGCUUUCGACUAUUCUGGAAGCAGACCAGAGCCGAAGAAGUCUUCAGCGACAGGCGAGACUGGUAUACGGUGCCAACUCUACACCCGGACAGGAUCCGUGGCGUUUGUCUGCAGAGAAAUUUUCCCGAAGGAAUGACAUCCGCCAGCCACUCUUGCUUUGCGAUCCAACGGCGUUCACAUCUAGUACCCGCCCAAUUGGGGAUGCGCUGGAUCGGUUCUCUUUGGAUUUGGGGAUGGGAAGCGUAUCUACAAAUGCUUCUCAGCCAUCUGAAUUUGCACCCACGCCGGUUUGGAAGGAUAUGCCUCCGUGA
Aspergillus terreus NIH2624 is the source of this 1473-nucleotide messenger RNA. RefSeq names its product Zn(II)2Cys6 transcription factor. The record is from RefSeq and is a predicted model, not a curated record. NCBI's taxonomy places the organism in Eukaryota, Fungi, Ascomycota, Eurotiomycetes, Eurotiales, Aspergillaceae. Gene Ontology annotation, molecular function: DNA-binding transcription factor activity, RNA polymerase II-specific; zinc ion binding. Bases 1 to 1473 code for a protein of 490 amino acids. The transcript is spliced from 2 exons. Gene Ontology annotation, biological process: regulation of DNA-templated transcription.